Molecule: messenger RNA, 1109 nt
Organism: Diuraphis noxia (Russian wheat aphid)
Lineage: Eukaryota; Metazoa; Arthropoda; Insecta; Hemiptera; Aphididae
Gene: Syx1A
Product: Syntaxin 1A
Biological process (GO): intracellular protein transport; vesicle fusion; exocytosis
Cellular component (GO): endomembrane system; plasma membrane; SNARE complex
Molecular function (GO): SNAP receptor activity; SNARE binding
Source: RefSeq, a predicted model, not a curated record
AAGUGAUGAUGAAGAAGGAGGUGCCGAUGAUGUUGCUGUCAAUUUGGAAGGCCGGCAAGAUGGAUCAGGAGCUGGAUUUAUGGAUAAAUUUUUUGAGGAGGUGGAAGGUAUCCGAGGGAUGAUAGAUAAGAUUCAAGCAAAUGUGGAAGAAGUUAAGAAAAAACAUAGUGCAAUUUUAUCUGCACCUCAGACUGAUGAAAAGGUGAAACAAGAACUGGAAGAUCUUAUGGUGGAUAUAAAAAAAACUGCUAAUAGAGUCCGUGCCAAACUCAAAGAAAUUGAACAGAAUAUAGAAGCAGAAGAGCAAUCGAACAAAUCAUCUGCAGAUUUAAGAAUACGCAAAACACAACAUUCAACAUUGUCACGUAAAUUUGUUGAAGUGAUGACAGAAUAUAACCGUACACAGACAGAUUACAGAGAACGUUGUAAAGGGCGAAUUCAAAGGCAAUUAGAAAUAACGGGAAGAACAACUACCAAUGAUGAACUUGAAGAAAUGUUAGAGCAAGGGAACCCGGCUGUGUUCACGCAAGGCAUAAUUAUGGAAACACAACAAGCUAGGCAAACAUUGGCUGAUAUUGAAGCCAGACAUGCUGAUAUUAUAAAGCUGGAAAACUCCAUCAGAGAACUUCAUGAUAUGUUCAUGGAUAUGGCAAUGUUGGUAGAAAAUCAGGGAGAAAUGAUUGAUCGAAUUGAGUAUCAUGUUGAACACGCCGUGGAUUAUGUACAGACGGCAACUCAAGAUACUAAGAAAGCAUUAAAAUAUCAAAGCAAAGCGAGAAGAGUAAGUCAAAAGGCGUAGAAGUUUGCAAUGGUCCCACUCGCUUUGCUGAUUGCAUUUGUUUGUUUUUGUAGGUUUUAUUUCUUAUUUGAUAUUUGUUUGUAUUUAGAAAAAUUAAAUACUAUUUAAUAGUUUUUAGUUGAUGUAAUUUAAACUGAUUGCAAUUGAUUUAUGAUUACUAAAAAUUAUUGUUUUGUUUUGUUUUUUUKCCUUUUCAACAUUUUUCGCUUACUUUUGUUUUUAUUGUUUUUAUUAUAWAAAUAAUUUUGGGAUUUUCAUCUAAUAAUUCCUUAUCCCAAUCUUGUUCCAACUGAAAAUGUUAUCCAAAAAA